UGUUGUUUGGUGGAGAGCAGCUAUCCUUUUCGUACUAGAGCAGAAGGCUCAAGGGGACACAAGGAAGAAGGUAAGGCUGAGGAAGUAGAUAAAAAUUAGGUCAUGAAGAGCCUUGUAUGUUAUGCUCAGUUGUUUGGAUUCGGCUUCAUGAUGAUAAUGUUUCAUUGCAGCACAUUUUACAGACUAAAUGAACAUCUCUGGGUCAGGAUCCUACACCGAGUCAGUGAGUGAAUUUAUCCUUCUGGGUUUUCCCUGCAGCUGGGAGACUCAGAUUGUCUUAUUCAUGAUCUUCUCCAUCACCUACCUCCUGACUCUCAUGGGAAACGGAGCCAUUAUCUGUGCUGUGUGUUGGGAUCAGCAUCUCCACACCCCCAUGUACAUCCUGCUAGGCAAUUUUGCAUUCCUGGAGAUCUGGUAUGUCAACUCCACAGUCCCAAACACAUUGGUCAACUUCCUCUCUGAAACCAAGGCCAUAUCUUUUACUGGUUGCUUCCUCCAGUUGUAUUUUUUCUUUUCCAUGGGCUCCACUGAGUGCUUCUUUCUUUCUGCAAUGGCUUUUGAUCGAUAUAUCGCCAUCUGUCGUCCUCUCCAUUAUGCCACAAUUAUGACUGGACCACAUUGUUUCAACCUUGUGAUUUCCUGUUGGGUAUGUGGCUUUCUCUGGUACCUGGUGCCUGUUAUUCUCAUUUCCCAGCUGCCUUUCUGUGGCUCUAAUAUAAUUGACCACUUUGUAUGUGACUCAGGCCCAUUGCUGACUCUCUCAUGUGCUCCUGCCCCCAUGUCCAAGUUUGCCAGCUACACCCUAAGCUCCCUCAUUAUCCUCCUUAGCUUCCUUUUCGUCCUCAUCUCCUAUGCCCUGGUUCUACUUGCUGUGUUUCAGUUACCAUCGGCAUCCAGUCGGCAUAAGGCCUUUUUGACCUGUGGGUCCCACAUGACUGUGGUUAUGCUAUUCUAUAGCACCAUCAUGGUGAUGCAUGUGAGCCCUGGGUCCAGUCACUUCACCUUGUUGCCAAAGAUUAUGACCUUGUUCUAUGGAAUGGUAACUCCACUCUUCAACCCCCUGAUUUACAGUCUUAGGAAUAAGGAGAUGAAAAAUGCUCUGUGGAAAAUUCUGGAGAUGUUUACAAAGUCUUUAAAACUCUUUGGCAACAGGCCCAGGAGGAGUAUGGAAUAA
Molecule: messenger RNA, 1174 nt
Organism: Loxodonta africana (African savanna elephant)
Lineage: Eukaryota; Metazoa; Chordata; Mammalia; Proboscidea; Elephantidae
Product: olfactory receptor 11H12-like
Exons: 1
Coding region: 188-1174 (328 amino acids)
Biological process (GO): G protein-coupled receptor signaling pathway
Cellular component (GO): membrane
Molecular function (GO): olfactory receptor activity; G protein-coupled receptor activity
Source: RefSeq, a predicted model, not a curated record